AUGGAUAGUACCAAUCCUACCCGCUAUGGUGGAAUAAGAAAAGUGGGGAUACUUGAUAAUUGGAUGUUGCAAAAUGGUGUAGUAGAUGUUUGGACGGAGAUUAAAGGAAUAUAUUUGGACAGCCCAGGUUCUGACAGGAGCAACAACUUAUAUACAGAGGAGGCGGGGCAAAAGGGUGUACAUGAACCCAAACCUGCUGUAAUCAUCGACUAUGUUGACGAGAGAGGAUCCUGUGCCUGCAGCUCCCGGGAUGAAGUCCCAGUCGGCCUUCUGUUCUUCGGCUUUGUUUCCGGAGGGCCUCUGGUGACUGAAGAAUGCCCAGGAUGCUGUCCUGCUCGUCGGGAAGUCUCCGAAGUCACGGCGAUCGAAGAAAAAUCCACCGGAGGCUUGUCGGCCAUGUUCCUCGAUGCGGUCAGGAAGCGGAGCUCGAAGCGGGCUGUCAUUAGCGGUGAAGUCGGGUCGCUCAGCAAGGUGUUCUUCGGCAGUCCUGUUACUUUCAUUCAACACCCUUCUCUGGAACUGCUUGAUGAUUUUGUGGUAUUGUUUCAGAGUUACCAACACAUCCUGGCCUUAGCUUUUGCUAUAAAGGAAAUCAAUGAAAAACCCCAGAUUUUACCCAAUGUCACCAUGGGAGUCAACAUCUAUAAUAGCUACUUCAGUCCAAGCUGGAUCUACCUUGCCUCAAUGGAGCUUCUCUUUGCUCAAAAUAGAUUCAUCCCAAAUUUUAAGUGUGGCAUUCAAAACAAUCCAGCUGCAGUCAUCGGGGGACCUGAUAUCUGUCUCCACAUGGCAGCCAUACUGGACAUCUACAAAAUUCCCCAGCUGACCUAUGGCUCUGCUCCAAUCAUGGAUAAAGAGACUCAGGCAGUUUUCUUCCAACAAAUGUUUCCAAAUGAAUCCUAUCAACAUAAGGGCCUCCUCCAGUUAUUGCUCUAUUUUAGGUGGAUCUGGAUUGGUGUUCUGGCUGUGAAGGAUGACAAAGGGGAGAAAUUUGUACAGGAGGUGCUCCCUACAUUUCCCCAGCAUGGCAUCUGCUUUGAUUUCAUAGGAGAGUUCCCCAAUGUAGCUUUUUACAGUGAUUUUACGGAUGUGAUGGAAGAAACCUACAAAACCCACUCUAUUAUUGCGAAAAGCACAGCCAAAGUGAUUGUUUUAUAUGGUGCAAUGGAAUCCAUGAACUUUUUGAAAAUGUUAGUGCAGUAUUCAGAGGUGGAGGAUAAGUCAGUGAAGACAAAGAUCUGGAUCAUGAAUGCUGAAAUGGAUUUCACUUCCAUUUCUAUUCAAAGAGAUUGGGAUGUCAAAUUCCUCCAAAAUGCUUUAUCCUUUGCAGUUCAUUCAAAGGAGGUGCCAGGCUUCCAGGAAUUCCUUCUACUCAGAAAUCCAACCGCAGCAGAACAUGAUGGGUUUCUAAGGAAUUUCUGGGAGCAUGCAUUCCAGUGCUUGUUUCACAGCUCUGACCUAGGUAAUAAAUAUGGCACAAUUUGUACAAGGAAGGAGAAGAUGGCAACCCUUCCUGCAUCUGUGUUUGAACUUAGCACAACUGCCCACAGCUAUAAUGUAUACAAUGCUGUCUAUGCUGUAGCUUAUGCUUUGGAGGCAAUGCAUUCAUCAAAACUCAAGCACAACCUUAUUGUGGGCAGGAGAGGCCCCAAUCUUCAGAACCAGCAAUUGUGGCAGCUUAACUUUUUCUUGAGAAGGGUCUCAUUUAACAACAGCGUUGGAGAAAAGAUUUCAUUUGACAAAGAAGGGGAAUUCAUUGGUGGAUUUGACAUUAAUAACUGGGUCACAUUCCCAAACCGGUCAUUUUUUAGGAUCCAGGUUGGAAGGAUAGAUCCUAUGGCUUCCCCAGAUAAAUUCUUCAAUAUUUCUGAAGAUUCCAUCAUGUGGCAAAAAAGCUUGAAUGAGGCACAUCCCCUUUCUUUGUGUAACGAUCCUUGCCAAACAGGGCAUAGCAAGACCAAGAACGAAUCAAGACCAUUUUGCUGCUAUGAUUGCCAUCCAUGUCCAGAAGGGAAAAUUUCAAACAAAGAAGAUAUGGAAGACUGUUCUCAUUGUCCAGAAGGUCAUUAUUCAAACCGUGACAAAGAUGCAUGCAUUCCAAAACGCAUAACUUUCUUAUCCUAUGAAGAACCCUUGGGGAUCAGUUUAGCUACUUGUGCUCUUUCUUUUUCUUUUAUCACAGCUCUGAUGCUUGGGAUCUUCAUUAAACACAAAUACACCCCUAUAGUCAAAGCCAACAACCGGAAUCUCACCUACACUCUUCUAGUUUCUCUCCUCCUCUCUUUUCUUUGUGUUUUAUUAUUUAUUGGGAAACCUGAUAAGAUUGUGUGUCUCCUUCGACAACCAGCUUUUGGAAUCAUCUUCUCCAUGGCAGUUUCUUGUGUCUUGGCCAAAACUUUUGUUGUGGUCCUAGCUUUCAUGGCCAUUAAGCCAGGAUCUAGUAUGAGAAAAUGGAUGGGGAAAGGAAUGGACAGUUUCAUUGUUCUUUUUUGUUGCCUCAUUCAAACCACUAUCUGCAUAAUAUGGCUGGCAAUUUUUCCACCAUAUCCAGAUUUUGAUGUGCACUCAAUGUCUGAAGAAGUUAUCAUGGAGUGCAAUGAAGGAUCAGUCACCAUGUUCUACUGUGUGUUGGGUUUUCUGGGUUUUCUGGCAGUGAUUAGCUUCUCUGUUGCUUUUCUAGCUAGGAAGUUACCUGAUACUUUCAAUGAAGCUAAAUUCAUAACUUUCAGUAUGUUGGUCUUCUGCACUGUUUGGUUGUGCUUUAUUCCUACUUAUAUAAGCACAAGGGGAAAAUACAUGUUGGCUGUGGAGAUCUUCUCCAUGAUCUCCUCCGGUGCUGGCUUAUUGAUGUGUAUCUUUUUUCCCAAGUGUUUUAUCAUUGUGAUGAGACCUGAACUGAACAAUAAGCAUCAGUUAAUGAAAAAAACCAUUUUAAACUUCAGCUAUGUCAGCAUCAAAUUGUUAUAAGCCCCCAAUUGUGGACAUCUUUAAAAAGAGUUAUUUUAUAAAAUUAUUAUUU
This is a messenger RNA of Pantherophis guttatus, 3019 nucleotides long. Lineage: Eukaryota; Metazoa; Chordata; Lepidosauria; Squamata; Colubridae. The record is from RefSeq and is a predicted model, not a curated record.